UUUCAUUGGAAUAAACAAGGAAACUGGAAAGUAUAUAUACCAUGAUUACGAUAGGAAAUGUCAUAUUGAAUAUAGCACUCAAAACCAAACUUAUGAUGAAGUCGAUCGUGUGUAUUUUUGCUAUUGUAGCUGUUAUUGAAGCUGUCAGUGAUACAGAUUCUUGGGAAAACUUCAAGACCACUUUUUCCAAGUCCUAUCGAAACAUAGUGGAAGAGAAACAGCGCUUCAAUAUUUUUCUAUCGAAUUUGUUGAGGAUCGAAGAACACAAUGAGAAAUUUGAAAGAGGCCAGACUACCUACAGAAUGGGUGUCAACAAAUUCGCAGACCUGACUCCUGAAGAAUUCAUGGAGAGAAUGAAAUAUUCGAAAAAUUUCAAGCCAAAGUUUGUUACUCAGAAAGUUGAAAUGGAAUUUGAUGGAGACCUACCUAAAGAAGUAGACUGGACCAAGAAAGGAGCUGUUACAGAUGUUAAAGACCAAGGCGACUGUGGAUCUUGUUGGGCUUUCAGCACUACAGGGUCCGUGGAGGGUCAAGUCGCCAUAAAAACUGGACAACUAUAUUCCCUCAGUGAACAACAAUUGGUAGACUGCGCUACAGACUGCUCAGGUUGCGAUGGGGGGUAUAUGGACAAAGCUAUGGAUUACAUCAUUGCGGCUGGUGGCCUCAUGAUGGAAAAAGACUACCCAUACCAGGAAUCAGACGGCAUAUGUAGAUUCAACAAAUCACGUGGGAUUGCUCAAAUAGAUGCCUACAAAGACAUAAAAGCUAAUGACGAAGUCGCUCUCCAAAUAGCUGUAGCUACAAUAGGACCUAUUUCAGUUGCGAUAAGUGCAUCUGGAAAUUUUCAAUUUUAUGAAGCAGGUGUAUUUUUUGAUACAAUGUGUGGUAACGAGGAGUUCAACCUAAACCACGGAGUACUUGCCGUUGGAUAUGGUACAGAGAAUGGUAAAGACUUCUGGCUGGUGAAGAACUCCUGGGGUACCAGCUGGGGAAUGGAAGGAUACAUUAAGAUGUCCAGAAAUCAGAAUAAUCAAUGUGGAAUUGCAACAAACGCUUCUUAUCCAGUCACGAAGUCAUAAUUUGAUUCAAAAAAAAUUUAUUAUAUUUUCCGUUUUAUAAAUCAUGUUAUUCUAAGAAACAAUAAAAGAGUUUUUUGAAAACUCAA
Leptinotarsa decemlineata (Colorado potato beetle) is the source of this 1165-nucleotide messenger RNA. RefSeq names its product digestive cysteine proteinase 1. Lineage: Eukaryota; Metazoa; Arthropoda; Insecta; Coleoptera; Chrysomelidae. Gene Ontology annotation, biological process: proteolysis. The record is from RefSeq and is a predicted model, not a curated record. Gene Ontology annotation, molecular function: cysteine-type peptidase activity.